Messenger RNA from Lineus longissimus, 1622 nucleotides. Its product is annotated as 2-Hydroxyacid oxidase 1-like. Lineage: Eukaryota; Metazoa; Nemertea; Pilidiophora; Heteronemertea; Lineidae. Gene Ontology annotation, molecular function: FMN binding; oxidoreductase activity. The record is from RefSeq and is a predicted model, not a curated record. The coding region runs from base 1 to 1116 and encodes 371 amino acids. The transcript is spliced from 8 exons.
AUGGCUGUUGAACCUCUUGUGUGUGUGGAUGACUUUGAGAAAUUAGCCUUCAAAUUACUACCUAAAAACGCUCUUGAUUAUUACAGGAGUGGGGCAAACCACGAACAAACACUUCAAGAUAACACUGAUGCAUUCAAAAGGCUCCGCAUCCGGCCAAGGAUGUUGGUGGGCGUGGCCAACAGGGACCCAAGUACAACCAUUCUUGGCCAGAAAAUCGACUUCCCUAUCUGCAUAGCUCCAACUGCUAUGCACAGAAUGGCAGAACCUGAUGGAGAGUUGGCAACAUCGAGAGCUGCGGCAUCAAUGAAUACUGCCAUGAUUCUCAGCACCCUAUCAACGACAAGCAUUGAAGAUGUUGCCGCAGCAGCACCAUCUGGACUAAGAUGGUUUCAACUCUACAUCUACCGCGACAGAGCAGUAACUAGAAACCUGGUAGCAAGAGCUGAGAGAAGUGGCUACAAGGCCCUCGUUCUGACUGUUGACACUCCUCUCUUUGGACGAAGAAUCGCAGACUCAAAGAACAGAUUUGUUUUACCGCCUCAUCUCAAACUUGCCAACUUUGAUAGUACUGAUUUCAAAGGAUCUGGAUUGGGUCAAUCAAACAAAGAUUCUGGCCUCUCAGAAUAUGCAAAUUCCCUGUUUGAUGCCUCGUUGAACUGGAGUGAUAUUAGUUACCUCAGAACUAUUUCCAAGUUGCCUAUCGUAGUAAAGGGAAUUUUGACUGCUGAGGAUGCCUUGAAGGCAGUGGAAGUCGGAGUGGAUGGAAUAAUCGUCUCGAACCACGGAGCUAGACAGCUUGAUGGAGUGCCAGCCACUAUUGAUGCAUUACCAGAAGUUAUUUCUGCUGUGAAUGGUCGAUGUGAAGUCUACCUCGACGGUGGUGUGCGACAAGGGACAGAUUGUUUGAAGGCGUUAGCCAUUGGUGCUAGGGCUGUGUUUGUUGGUAGGCCAGUCUUGUGGGGUCUUGCAUGUGAUGGAGAAAAAGGUGUUGGGAAAGUCCUCUCAAUCUUGAAGGAUGAACUCACGAUUGCAAUGGGGCUGGCAGGUUGCAGGAGUGUCUCCGACAUAAAACAAUCUCACGUCGUCAAGGAGUCAUACUAUUGGUCUAAGUUGUGAAAAAUUGGAUGGAUGGCUGCAUGGACAUAUAUGGAUAACCUGUAUAACACUGUGAUAGCAAUACAAAAUGGAUAAUUUUUCCACUUUUUGUGCACAAUGUAAUAUUUACCGAGUUUGAAUUAGAUCUUUGUUGGGGAUAUUGCCGCAAUUAUAAUGAUGCUUUAUCCGUUGUCUAUAGUGAUUGUUAGAGUGCAUCCUUGUUGUUACGAUUCUCGAAGUAUUUCAGGCAAUAGGUUUGUAAAUACAAGUAGCUAACAUUUAACCAGAUACAUAGUUGUGUUGCACAACAAAUAAGCAGUAUUUGCAGACAGAUAUUGGGGAGUUGUCAGAUGUUAGAGAUGCAAAUCUAUGAACAAAUUAUUCUAUAGUAAUAGUUGCAAUAUUGUUGUGCCAUCAAAAGUUAUCUUUUAAAUUCAACAAAAAACCUCUUUAGAAUGUGAUGUGGAUCUGUUGGUGUUGUUUACUGUACCUCAAAGGAAAAUAAAUAUAUUAUGAUGAUGUAAAAA